GCUGCAGCAUCAAUUCAUUCUUUCGAAGGGCAUCCGCUUUUCAAACUAGACAGGAUGGUCCUAUCAUUUAUUCUUGUUCAGAAUCGCCAGGGGAAGACGCGGCUUGCCAAAUGGUACGCCCCAUACAGUGACGAAGAGAAGGUUAAGCUGAAAGGCGAGGUCCAUCGCUUGGUAGCUCCGAGAGACCAGAAAUACCAGUCGAACUUUGUUGAGUUCAAGCGGAGUACGAAGAUCGUAUACCGGCGAUAUGCGGGGUUGUUCUUCUGCGCCUGCGUCGACGCCACUGAUAAUGAGCUGGCCUAUCUGGAGGCUAUCCACUUUUUCGUCGAGGUUCUGGACCAAUUCUUCGGAAACGUCUGUGAGCUAGAUUUGGUGUUCAAUUUCUACAAGGUAUAUGCCAUUCUGGACGAGGUGUUCCUUGCGGGCGAAAUUGAGGAGACGAGCAAGCAGGUCGUGCUCACGAGGUUGGAACACUUGGACAAACUGGAAUGAGGAGAAAGCAGUAGUGAGAAGGGUGGACUGCAAGAGGGUGCGGAGGCAGUUGAAAUCUUGCUCCAUGCCUGUGCGGCUUCGAUUUGGCUUCAGUUGCAUAUAUGACCACGGGCUAUGGUCAUCAUAGGAGUUAGGGCUUUCUUGGAUCUGGUUCUUUAAUGCAGGUUUUUUUCCUCCUGCACUGUUACAUACCUCUAGCGCUCGUCUGAAACUUCCUCAUGGCGAUAUCUAAUGUACAAAUUCUAAUUUCUU
This is a messenger RNA of Aspergillus uvarum CBS 121591, 744 nucleotides long. Its product is annotated as AP-2 complex subunit sigma. The coding region runs from base 55 to 492 and encodes 145 amino acids. Gene Ontology annotation, biological process: protein transport; clathrin-dependent endocytosis. Lineage: Eukaryota; Fungi; Ascomycota; Eurotiomycetes; Eurotiales; Aspergillaceae. Gene Ontology annotation, cellular component: intracellular membrane-bounded organelle; AP-2 adaptor complex. Gene Ontology annotation, molecular function: clathrin-cargo adaptor activity. The record is from RefSeq and is a predicted model, not a curated record. The transcript has 5 exons.